GAAGAAGUCACCAUGUUAUGAUUUGAUUAAACAGCCUUCAUAGAAAAGGAGGAGGCAGCUGGAGAGGACUCAGUAGAAGUAUUACUGUGGUGAGACGUAGAAUAUUAUAAAUUCACAGAGGCCUGAUUCGACUAGUCAAUAACUGAACUAAAUUAGCGAAUCUCGGAAGUUGUCCUUUAAACGUUUUAGGAGAGAAAGCUGAGAAACAACACCAGCAGUCUGUAGUGUGGCCAUAUCUUCUGUCCUGUCCAUCAGGCCUCUCAAGUGUCUUGUUGUAGUGGAGGUCCAGGAGGGAAGACAGGUAGGACACAGGAUGCCUCUGUUCUUCAGGAAGAGGAAGCCCAGCGAGGACUGCCAGAAGAGACUGGAAUAUCAGCUGUGCCGGUCUAAGGAAGCAGGUGCUGAUGACAUCCUAGACAUCUCAUCCUGUGAGCUCUCAGAGGUCCCCUCAAGUGCCUUUUCCAUUUGCAAGGUGCUACAGAAGAAGGUUCUUAUUCUCCAUAGCAAUGAACUGAGGAGUCUCCUGCCCAAAGGGUGUGACAUCAACGCUCUCUCCACUUUAAAGGUUUUGGAUCUGCAUGAGAACAAGCUUACUUCACUCCCAGAGGACAUUGGGAAGCUGGUGGCACUGCAGAUUCUUAAUGUGGAGAAGAACCGUUUGAAAACCUUACCGGAAUCUAUUGGGAAUCUGCAGCUCCUGCAGACACUCAAUUUAAAAGGGAACAAUCUCAGUGAGCUGCCGUCCUCAGUUGGUUCUUUGAGAAGCCUGCGCACCCUGGACCUGAGUGACAACCACAUUGGUCAGCUUCCCAAAGCUCUGGCCUACAUCCGCACAUUAGAGAGCUUUACUCUUGAUGCUGCCAUGAUGUCCUACCCACCUGCAUCUGUGUGUGCAGAAGGAACAGAGAGCAUCCAACGCUUCUUAUGCACUGAGCUGGGAGAAGAGUACUGCCCACCAUCCCAGUAUCUCCUGCCGGUACUGGAGAGUGACUGUUGCAAACAGUCUGACUGUUUGGACGGCUUGGAGGAGGCCUGGCAGAACAAAUUCAGUGACUAUGAGAAGAGAAAGGUGCAGAAGCAGCAGGAAAAGCUGGCCUUUGAGCGUCACCGGGAGGAAAAGCAAAAUGAGCACACCCAGCUUCUACUCAUGAAUAGUUCCCACAAGGAAAACAUCCUCAACUCAGUACGACAGGAGCAGGAGCGUAUGGAGCUGGGCGUGAGUCAGCAGCAAAGGGCUCAGGAGGCCGAGAGGCUACUGGUGCUGGAGAAAGUCCGACAAGCUGAAAACAACAUCACCAGUCGCAUCAGCAGCAUGUUGAUGGACAACAGCAGGCAGAAAAAGAGUGCAGAGUUUCUCCAAUCCAUGGAGGAAGAUCGGAUCCGUAUGGAGCAUCUGACAGCCAUCACACAAGAAGAGGCCAAUUCACUGAGAAAGAGGGAAGUGGCAGCGGCCAUGCAAAAGAUGCUGUCGGACAGCUGUGCGAUGAGCAUGCUCCAAGAGGCCAGUGACUGUCGCAGAAAGAGCCUGGUCUCUGAGGCCUGCAGGAGUAUGGAGAAUUUGGACAGGAAAUUCGACAAGAUGCUGUCCCUCCAAGUGUUGGACAAAUCUAAAGCCAUUGCCCAUAUCUUACAGGAGGAGGAGAUGCAGAAAGCAGCAUUCCAGGCCCUGCAGCUGCAGAAAGAUGCUGUACAUGGCUACAUCCGCAACCAGAUCAAGCUCAUAGAGGGUGAAUUAAUGCAGCUGACUAAACUGGAGAUUAAAAGACGCAAUCUGGAUGCUGAGAACCUGCAGGAGGUUCUGGUAGACCAGCGCACAGCUCUCAGUGACUUACUGCAGCAGCUGCUGAAGCAGAGGGACCAGAGAGAGCAGGAACUCCGGCAGGUUCUGGCGGAGAUGGAGCUGAAGUCUGAGUCUAACCAACAGAACUACUGGAUGAUACAAUACCAGAGACUGUUGGAUGCUAAGCCCCUGUCACUACGCAUGCAGGAGGCUGGUGUGGAGAAGGAUUUAGUCAACCUGCUGUGCAGACUGUCGGCGCAGCACUACCUGCCCAUUCUGGCCCAUAAUCGAGUGACAACUGAAGCGCUUCGCCACAUGAAGUCCUCUGACCUCAAGAAGCUUGGCAUUAGUGAGAUAGGAAUCCAGAAAGCUCUCCUGAACUGGGCCCGGGAACGCCAACCUGAAGGAGCUUGUAAGGCUGUCGAAAUGGAGGAGGAAGCAGAAGUCACAGUUCCUUCAGCUCCUUCAGCUCCUUCCCCAUCCAUAUCUCCUCCUCUUCCCACCACCUCGAGCGUCCAGAUGCCCAGCCCGCCGCUCACUCCAGGGACUCCCGUCACCCCCUCUGCACCCACUCCUGUCGAGGGACCAGGGAGCUCUGAAUGUGUGGUCUGCAUGGAGACUGGGUCUCAGGUCAUCUUCCUGCCAUGCGGUCAUGUAUGCUGUUGUCAGGUCUGUAGCGAGGCGCUGCAGAACUGCCCUCUGUGUCGCAGCAACAUAUCCCAACGCAUACGCCUCUACCACAACUAGAGCCGACCGCAUCACUGUGCUCCUCCUUCACCGACCACCACUUUCUCUAUUUAUGCAUGAUCAUAAAGCUGCUGUGAGGAAACUUUGUCAUGUAUAAAAAAAGCUUAUAGCAGGUUUUUAAAGCGCUGAGCCACUUUUCUGUAUUAACCAAAUAGUACUUUGUGAUGUAAAUGCAGCAACAACUUUGAGUAAUAAUCUUUUUAAUUAGGUUGUAUUUCUAGUUGUCUGUGAUGUAUGAGCCUGGUUUAUUUUUGCGUUCUUUUUUAAUGUUUUAUUUGUAUUAUAUAUUAAGAGCUGAGUGGAUUACACCACUCACUGGUUGAAGACCGACUGUUCUUUGCCUUAGCAUACCUUCUCAAUUGAUGUGUGCCUUUUUCUGGAAAUCUCUUUUUUUUAAACAAUUGAGUUUGUCUCUGUUGUCAUUCAAAAAUAGCAUAACUCCAACAUUUCUAUAAGUUGACAAAAAUAUAAUCUAUUGAUUGUUGCUGUUUGCUGCCAUUGCUGGUUGCUAUCACUAAUGCAAUCUAAUGCUGUUGCACUUCAAUCCAUUUCUCAAGUCAUUGUGACCUCACUGUCAGUGACCUCUUUCACUUCCCUUCCUGGGCUGUCUGGGUCUGAUGCAAUCACUUAUCUUGUCUUUAUAUGAGUAAAUUAUAUACUAAUGCAUAUCGAGACCAUUUAAUAGGACACCAAAUUCUGAUCAGAGUAGAAACCAGCUGCUGGUCCCCUAUUUUAAUCCUCACUUUCUCACACUCUGGUAAUCUGAAACAAAUAUUUUCAUUUGCACCAUCAAAGCACAAUGUCACUUGAUGUAAUGAACAUCAUAAAGUUGAGCUCCACCAAUUGUUACCAUUUCGUUUCAGUUCUACUCAGACUCUUCUUGCGUGUAGCUUUUUUUAAGAUGUGCUUACCCGAUGGACAAGAUUCAAUUAUUCUUAACAUCGUGUCAUUUUAUUUUUUAUCUACAGUUAAGCAGAAUAUGAAGAGUUCAUUUGCAAAAACAGAUAACUCCGUUUUGAUAAAUUUUCAGAAAACUUUUUUGUUUAUUGUUUACUUGAGAUAUCAAUCAGACUGAAGUUGAGUGGAUUUGACUCAGUAGAAAAAUACAUGACAAAAUAGAGAAAAAUAAAUUAUUAGUGUUAUUAUUAUCUCAAAUAAACAAUAAAAAAAAUGAGUUUUCUGAAAAUUUAUAAAACAGAGUUAUCUGUUUUAGCAAAUGAACUCUUCAUAUACUGAUACUUCUGUCUUUACCAGUAGUCUGGUGUUAUACUAUCAAAACUGAUGCAAAGCUUUGUAAUAUGUUAUGAAACCCUGAAUGGAAAGAGGCAACAUUGUAGUUUCCAGUUUAACCUGAUGGAGACAGUAUUGUUUCACAUUUCUAACUGACUGUCACAGGAACAUGGUGGAGCUGCAGCUGGGUGCAGGUUUAGCUCAGAGAAGCAUUUUAUUUCAUAUUAAAGAGUUUUGAUGACAAAAGCUCUGCAGAUAAAAUGUACGUGAGAAAUGAGUGUUCAUGCCAAUCGUGAACAAAGUCAUUUUAAAGCUAAAUCGGAGCAUGAUGGAGGGAUUCAGAACGCAUAUCAGACAAUCGCAACAACUAACAUAUGUUCAGUAAGUGUCUCAAGGCAAAUUUGGACUCAUGGAAGCUUCUAGUUCCCUCACCUGCCUCACUCCUGCUCCUGCCGUGUGUCCAGACAAGUAGCUUAUCAGGUAAACUUUGGCAUUUGGCUGGAUUAAAAGAAACAGAGGAGCAACAACUUUCAAAUGCUGCAAAAGACCUCAGUUUGGAUCAGAACCCCCUCGGCUGAAAACCUCCCACUAAACCACUAGAGAUGCUUUGGUUGUUCAUCCACACCUGACCACCAAACAGUGGAGCAGGGUGUGCUUUGUGCAACAUCCGGGCUGCAGUAACCUCCAUCAUGCAACUGUGAUUUGAUGUCAGUGUAUGAGAACUUCUAGAAGAUAAGACAGAUACAGGAAGUAACUCAUCAAUGCGACCUGGAAAAUGCUUUUAAAAGGUUCUAACAGCUGUAAAUAACUGGGAAGCUUCAUAAAUGAUGAGCAUAUUUUUGGUAUUUGUUGAUGUUCAUACUACGCACUGUGCAUUUGAUUGUUUGAGAUGUUCUUUUGUGGCAUUAUGGGAAACGUUGCUGUUUUUGGAGCUUGACUCAUAGGAGGAAGUAAAGGUUCCAAUAUCUGCUGCUGCCAUUUUGACAAUUUGCUCUUCUUCCUGUGAAAAUGCAUUACUAAAUUGGUGAAGUAUCCCUUUGAAACUAUUUUUUUAAGCAGAGAGCCUCUUUCAGCUCUGAUAAUAAAGCAGGACCCACAUUAUUCUCUUGUCAUUACAGGCAACAUUGUGCUUUAGUGGUGCACAAAUUCCUAAAUCUGUGGACUAAAUCACAACUAAUCAAAUGACCGCAAACUGUUUGCUAAAUGGUCGCACUGGAGAUCCCUGGAUGGUCGUCCAACCUUUGGCACCUCCUUAGUCUCUUGUCCAUUUGUCUCUGACAUAUCAUUGGAUCCCACUCUCUUUUUUUAGUUGCUGUUUACUGUACAUUAUAUAUGUACGACCUAAGAACGCAUCACCUGUCUGUAGCAUUACUAAUGCUGUUAUAGUAUACCAAGUGCUCUUAACUUCUCAGCAUGUUUCAGGAAAUAUUACUAACUGUAAAUGAUCCAGUUUGAUGUUGUGUGUAAGAGAUUCCACUUCAUUGUAAAGCUGACACUUCAUGUCAUCAGAUAAAAUGAGAUAAAAUACACGUCA
This is a messenger RNA of Acanthochromis polyacanthus (spiny chromis), 5291 nucleotides long. It is a transcript of the gene lrsam1, whose product is annotated as leucine rich repeat and sterile alpha motif containing 1. Bases 314 to 2527 code for a protein of 737 amino acids. NCBI's taxonomy places the organism in Eukaryota, Metazoa, Chordata, Actinopteri, Pomacentridae. Gene Ontology annotation, molecular function: protein binding. The transcript has 25 exons. The record is from RefSeq and is a predicted model, not a curated record.